This is a messenger RNA of Etheostoma cragini (Arkansas darter), 1302 nucleotides long. RefSeq names its product zinc finger protein 239-like. The coding region runs from base 160 to 1194 and encodes 344 amino acids. The record is from RefSeq and is a predicted model, not a curated record. Lineage: Eukaryota; Metazoa; Chordata; Actinopteri; Perciformes; Percidae. Gene Ontology annotation, molecular function: RNA polymerase II cis-regulatory region sequence-specific DNA binding; DNA-binding transcription factor activity. Gene Ontology annotation, biological process: regulation of transcription by RNA polymerase II. The transcript is spliced from 2 exons.
AAAAGCUCCCGCACGUUUACAGUCGGAACUUAACAGUGUGACAUUUAGCGGAAGUAAACCACACACUCUUGUAGCUUUAGCUUCAUUAGAGGUAAUGUGUUAUUGUAGCCGUAUUGCAGCCGUAUUGUAGAUAAUUAUUUCAGUCUCAAUUAAGCAGCAAUGCCUUCGGUUGAGUGUAUGAGGCAGUUCGUCAACGAGCGACUAACCGCUGCUGCUGAAGAAAUAUUCCGAGUUUUUGAGAAAACCGUUGUGGAGUACGAGGAGGAGCUCGAGCGCCAGCGCAGACUGUUGAGUAACGUUAUCGCUUGGAAUCCCAAAAUAAAGUUACACAUCAUAGGUGUGUAUCAGACUCUGAAGUUGAGUACCAAUGAAACUCAGUGUGUGGUGGAGGAAACGUGUCUAAACCACAUUCCAGUUAACAAGUCCGUAGUAUCGGAACCAAACACUGACCACCUGCUCUUCUCUCAUGAAACUGAGAGCCAAGAUCAAAAAAUAGCCGAGCGUGGAGACUCUGGAUCUAUCAGAAAGGCAGAGCGAGAAACAAACAAGAGACAUCACAAAAGCAGAAGUCAAAUUAACAUAGUCAACAACCCUAGCUUGUCAGAGAUUCACCUUGAUACUCACACAGGUAAAGAGAUGUAUAACGAUAUAAGAAUCCACACAGAUGAGAAGCAACAUUCUUGCCAAACAUGUGGGAGAAGUUUCAGUCGGAUAUCAUCGUUGAAAUAUCAUUUAAUAACCCACACAGGUGAGAAGCCAUAUUCUUGCAAAACAUGUGGAAAAAACUACGCUCAAAUAUCAUCAUUGAAGUAUCAUAUAAGAACCCAUACAGGUGAGAAGCCAUAUUCUUGCAAAACAUGUGGAAAAGCUUUCAAAUGUAAUACUAUUCUGAAAGUCCACAUUAGAACCCACACAGGUGAGAAGCCUUAUACUUGUAACACAUGCGGGAAUAGAUUCUGUGACCUGUCGGCAUUGAUAAGACACAUGAGAAUCCACACAGGUGAGAAGCCGUAUACUUGUAAUACGUGUGGGAAAGAUUUUAGUCGUAGCGAUGAUUUGAAAGUCCACAUGAGAAUCCACACAGGUGAAAAGCCGUAUACUUGUAAAACGUGUGGGAAGAAUUUCAGACGUAGCAAUGAAGUGAUGGUCCAUAUGAGAAAAGCCCACACUGGUGAGAAGACCCAUCUUUUUUAAAGGCCUAAAAGAGUGCAGGCGGACAAGUCAUUUUCUAUUUGAAUCCACACAAAUGAGGAACCACGUGCAGCACUUGUGGAAAAAGUUUUUCUCAAAAUCACGUGCUUG